This is a messenger RNA of Parasteatoda tepidariorum (common house spider), 1013 nucleotides long. NCBI's taxonomy places the organism in Eukaryota, Metazoa, Arthropoda, Arachnida, Araneae, Theridiidae. The record is from RefSeq and is a predicted model, not a curated record.
UUGUUUGUUUGCUUUUUGAAUUUGAGCCGCUAGUUUCCGCUGUCAGAAGAUCUGAGUUUCUAUGAUCUAGAUCUCAUACAUUCGACUUUAUUGUGUCGUUCAAAUGAAACCACCAGUGUGCAUCGUUGAGCUUUUAGUAUCAGGUGACUGGACAAAAUGAAGGUGAGAAAGGUCCAAGUCUACCAAAUACAGAUUCUUUAUAUUAUUUCCUGAAAACAGGAACGUUUUGCUCUUACCUUAUCCCUCCAGACUCCUUGGGAAUUUUAGGAUAUUUGCUAAGAAAAGAUUCUGUUACUACAGCUACUUGCAUGAAAGACGCUCAAUUGGCCAAUAUUAGUUACGAAACUUUGCAAAAAAUGGAGGAAUUAUAUGGGGAUCUCUCUUUUGCUAUGUGGAAACCAACUGCUCUUGAAAUUGCUCACAUUGUGUUAUCACAAGAAGAAACUUAUACCUAUUGGACUGACGAAAAGAUUAAGAUUCGUUUAGACGAAGGACUGUUCCCAGACAUGGAAAACGUUGAAAGUUUUGAAGUCCAUCCAGUAAUAGCGGAUAUGGUAUUAGUUCAAGGAAAAAUAAUGGAUACCACAACAGAUGUUAUUUACACUGGACCAGUAUAUAUUCCAAGUGACGUCAGAUUACUGUCACUGCUAGAUGAUCCAGAAUCACGACCAAGAGUGGUACUAAUUUUGCUAAGACAAGAAAAGUACCAAUACCAUUCUCGUACCAUUGAUGGAUGGAUAGACAUAAAAGACAUUAGUUACAGGGGCUUGUGUUUGGUGCAUGGUAUGAGAAAGUCAACAAUAACCAGUGUUGAGGAACUAGAUGAAACUUUAGGAUCAAGAGUUCCCCUGAAUUUCACACUAACAAUGGGGCAUCUUUUUCACCCAAAAGAUGCACUGAUUCCGAAGCCUCCUGACUCAUAACAUUAGAAAAACAUACAUCAUCUAUAAAAUAUUCUUCUAUUUGGAAGAGAAAAAAAGGAGGAAAUUCUAUUUUAUUUUUAUACAAAAUUG